GGGCUUGUGGCAUUCAGAGUUUCCGUGCCGUAGCAACAGACAAGGGAGAGUGGGAGACUAGCGCAACAGGACAGCGCACGGAAAGCGAGGGGAGGGGAGACGGAGAGGGCGCAUCGGACGGCGGCGAGAUGCUGGCGGUGUUCGAUCCCACGGUGGCCAAGUGCCCGGAGGGUCUCCGCAGCCCCCCGGUCGCCGGGGCGGCCGCUGGAGCAGGCGGGGCCGGCGCGGGCGCGCUGAUGAAGGGCUUCUCCGACUCGCACGACGGCGCCGUCACCGUCAGCCUGGGCCCCUCCGGCGCGCUGGCCUACUCGGCGGCCAACCAGAGCCCCCUCGUGCCAAGGUUGUUUGGUGCUGUGAAUGACAUCUUCUGCUUGUUCCAAGGGCAUAUUGAGAACAUUGCCAACCUGAAGCAGCAUUAUGGCCUGAGCAAGACUGCAAAUGAGGUGACUAUCCUCAUAGAGGCCUACAGGACCCUGAGGGACAGGGGCCCUGUCCCAGCCAGCCAGGUUGUGAGAGACCUUAGUGGGAAGUUCGCGUUCAUCCUGUAUGACACCCUGUCGAAGUCUACCUUUGUUGCUGCUGACGCUGAUGGUAGCAUCCCUUUCUUCUGGGGCGUUGACUACGAAAACCACCUUGUGUUCUCUGACGAUGUUGGGAUCCUCAAGACAGGCUGCGGCAACUCGUACGCUCCAUUUCCUAAAGGUUGCUUCUACACCACCUCCGGUGGGCUGCAGAGCUUCGAGCACCCGUUGCACGAGGUCAAGGCGGUGCCACGCGUGGACAGCCAAGGCCAGAUGUGCGGCUCCAUCUUCAAGGUCGACAGCGAGAGCAAGAAGAAGCAGGACGCUAGCAUCCCCCGCGUCGGCAGUGCUGCCGACUGGUCCAACCAGUUCUGACCAUCUUCUUGCCAUCCAUUGUCCCGGCUAGUACGAGGUGCAGAGCUGUGUAUCUGAUGAAUCCAUGAGACGAUUUCUGCUACGUUUCUUGCACGCUUGUCGAACACUGUGAGACUCACAUCGCGCUCAUCUACGCUACGUGUAACUGAUACUAAUGAUACGGAGUGUUCCAGGUGGUGGUAGAUGUACUGCAGAAUCUAUCUCCCAUGUUUCAAUAAACCUGAAUAAGGUGCUCGGUUUGGAUCUAUGCAUUUAUGAUUCUAGUACUUCUGAAUCGAAUUUUAUCGCA
Zea mays is the source of this 1185-nucleotide messenger RNA. RefSeq names its product stem-specific protein TSJT1. The record is from RefSeq and is a predicted model, not a curated record. Lineage: Eukaryota; Viridiplantae; Streptophyta; Magnoliopsida; Poales; Poaceae. The coding region runs from base 129 to 896 and encodes 255 amino acids. The transcript has 4 exons.